CAUUUCUCGCUGACCAACACUUGUUUGCCAAUUUUGUGCGCUUUCGUUGUUUGUUUUCGUUAUUUUAAUAAAUUUGCAUUUAAUUUUGCGAAAAACAACGAGAUGAGCUUGGCGUAUGGCCCCCCGCCUUCCGAUUCGGACUCGGACAGCAGCUACGAUGGCUUCUACUUUUCGGAUACGGUCAAGCGCCCAAAGCCUCAGCAGUUUGUGGCCCCGGAUCAGAAGCUCUACGAUGCCGUGCUCGAUGGGGAUAUGGAGACAGUGAUCCGGGAAAUAGAUGCCCUGCGGUUCAAUGUGAACGACUCGCUGAGUGACGGCCCGACGCUGUUGAUGCACGCCUGCCGUGGGGGCCACUACGACUUGGCCGUGUACCUGAUUGAGCAGAGCUCGGCUGGCGUCAACAAGCAGGUGGAAUCUCAGAUGCCACUGAUGGAGGCAUGCGACUGCUCGAAGAACGAUCCGUACUUGGUGGAGAAGCUGGUCCGCCUUCUGCUCCGCCAUGGGGCAGUCAUCAAUGUCUCGAACAAAUUCGGCAUGACUCCGUUUAUGCUCGCCUGCCGCAACGGCUACACCAACGUUGUCCGCCUGAUGAUCAAGGGUGCCAGCUUGAACGCCGUGGACAACCAUGGCUGCACCGCGCUCUUCCAUGCCAUCGAGAAGAACCACGCGGACAUUGUGAAGCUGCUGGUGGAGGCGGGCGUCAAUGCCACGAUACCCAACGGCAAGGGCUACACACCCACCCAGGCGGCCGAGUCGCAUGGCUACUAUGAUCUGCUGGAGCUGCUGCCACGGGCUGUGGAAACGUACUCGGUGCCAUCGCACUUCCUAGGCUACCACACGCUGCGGGACCACAUUCCACGCAUCUUCCUGAAGGCCGACUGCCCGGAGUACUUUCAGGAGCUGAACAGCAUCCUGCAAUCCAUCAAUAUGCAGGACCAGCUGCAGCAUUUUGCCAUUUCACGCACAUCCCUCGCCGAGUUCCUGGUGAUGGACGAUCAGGCGCUCAAGUCAGUGGGCAUCCCAUUUCCCGUGCAACGCAACAAGAUUAUGAAGGGCAUCCUGGACUUUCAUCUGCACCAUUGGUCCAACAAGUCAAUCGCUCGAGUGAAGAAGGAUGGAAUGGAUAACUUCUAUGAGAUUCUGAUGAUCGCUGCCAAUCAUAUGCAACAGUUGGUCAUCGUUCAGGCUUCCCUGGACUUUGUGAAGAAGAAUCUAAAUGCAGGGAAGCUGGGCCAAACUUCGUCGAUCCAGUUGGCCAACCUCAAGACGAACAUCAAGGCAUAUCGCAAAUCGGUCGAUGACCUAACCAAGACUGUUAAAUAUCUUGGUUCGUUCAGUCCGGCAAAGAAUCCGCUGCACAUCGACUACGAUGAGAUGCUGGCCGAGCGGAAGCGCACAACGGUGCGGCGCUACUUCAAGUACACAACCAUUAUACUGGGCAUCUCAGUAUUCGUCUGCCUCAAGUGCAAGUGGUUCGGUUUGUAGGGUUAUUCCCCGGAACGCUUUUAGCUUUGCAAAGUACAAAUAAUGUUGAUCCUCAUGGAAUUUGCAUAAUUCGCUUGUGUUCUCUUUAAUCAAAAUAGUUUGUAGGUUAAGAAUUACGAAACCAAGCAAGUGUUAUAUGAAGUUGAUAAGUUUAAAUGCGUUAAUAAUUAAAUUAAUA
This is a messenger RNA of Drosophila subobscura, 1663 nucleotides long. RefSeq lists its product as uncharacterized. The transcript is spliced from 5 exons. Bases 103 to 1485 code for a protein of 460 amino acids. NCBI's taxonomy places the organism in Eukaryota, Metazoa, Arthropoda, Insecta, Diptera, Drosophilidae. The record is from RefSeq and is a predicted model, not a curated record. Gene Ontology annotation, molecular function: protein binding.